AUGGCCGACUCUAAUCCCCCACCGCAGCAGCCCGCUGCUGGCACCGGCGCAGCCUACAAGGCGCCCAGUCCUAAGCCGAAACAGAACCCAGCUCUACGAAUGAUGGGCCUGCCAAAUCUUCCUCGAAAACUCCCUUCACGUAACUGGCUCAUUUUCUGGGCCAUCACUGGUUCUAUUUCAGCAGCUAUUAUCUACGACAAGCGCGAGAAGAAGAGGGCUACAGCCAAGUGGAAGCAUGUCGUCGCUCCUCUCGCAACCGACUUAAUCCCCUCAGCGAGCCACCUCCCUCGCAAGCUGACAAUCUACCUCGAAUCACCCCCUGGGGACGGUCUACGUGUUGCGCAGGAUCACUUUAUUGAGUAUGCGAAGCCCGUCCUGGCAGCUUCUGGCCUUGACUGGGAGUUCGUCCAAGGGAGACAACAGGGUGAUGUGAGAGCCGCCGUGGCAGAGAAGAUUCGUCGCGAGAGAAGACAGUACGAGCGAUCAAGCGAAGAGGAUCUACAAACAGACGAGGCGAUAACCGCUGCUUUGAGGAAGAAGAACAAUAUACCAGAAUAUGACGGUGUCAAGGGUGAUAUCGUCUUCGGCCUACAUACAUGGAAGGAGUAUAUGCGAGGACUACACGAAGGCUGGCUGGGUCCUCUUGAUCCUCCUGCGAAGCCCGAGACGGAGACAAAACCUGUCGCCAUCGAACCGGCUGCUGAGACCCCCAAGGUUGAGGGCGAACAGACUGAAGAGAAGAAGGAAGAGCCUAAGGAGAAGAAAGAGGAAGAGAAGAAGCCUGAGCGACCACCUCAACCAGUUCCCUACAACACCACCGCCGACUACCCCCUGGCUAGUCUUCCCACCAAUAUUCCUGCCGAAUUCUCCCCCUCCAACCCCAUCCCUCUCCCCCACCGUCUCGGCUUCCGCCAUACUCUUGUCCGUCUGAACCGUUUCUUCAACCGCCGCAAGCUCGCCGACGAAAUUGGUCGCGAAGUUGCCGCUGUGUGCUUCGCUGCUUCUUCUCGGGAAUGGCGCGAGGCCGAUGGCCAGUACGAGCAGCAGCUCGUCCUCAAGCACGAAGAGAAAGACUGGGUCAAGUCAGUAUGGAACACCGAGGAGCCUGUCAAGAAGGACGACGACAACGCAGCAACCACGCCUGCUCAGCCCCCCAAGGAGAAGAUCUGGCCUGCGCCCAUGGUCGUUGACCCUAGGUUGGCACAGCGCAUGCGACGCUUUGAGAUGAGCCCCGAGAUCGAGGCCCGCGCCGCUCAAAUCAAGGUCCCUGAGGCCGAGGUUGAAGGUUGGAUCAAGGGAAGCCUCCGCAGCUUGUGGAACUGGACUGUUGAAUCAGCGACCGCCAAGCCCAUGCGACCGAAUGUUGGAAACGUGGACAGUGAUGAAUAG
Messenger RNA from Fusarium coffeatum, 1389 nucleotides. RefSeq lists its product as uncharacterized. The record is from RefSeq and is a predicted model, not a curated record. The transcript has a single exon. Bases 1 to 1389 code for a protein of 462 amino acids. Lineage: Eukaryota; Fungi; Ascomycota; Sordariomycetes; Hypocreales; Nectriaceae.